Messenger RNA from Aedes albopictus (Asian tiger mosquito), 7860 nucleotides. It is a transcript of the gene e(y)3, whose product is annotated as mucin-2. Lineage: Eukaryota; Metazoa; Arthropoda; Insecta; Diptera; Culicidae. The transcript is spliced from 12 exons. The record is from RefSeq and is a predicted model, not a curated record. The coding region runs from base 695 to 7099 and encodes 2134 amino acids.
CGUUGCUUUUCGAGCAGUGGUCGACCCCGUAUCGCCAGCCAGUGGCGAGUGUUUUGUGUGUGCGCUAGACUAUAAAGCCAACGAUCGUGUGGUGGAGCCAGCUUUUGACUCAAUUUUCCGGAAAUUAUUCGGCCCCUCGGGUGGCCCCGUGUGCGAAAAACGGUUCGCGAAGUUGUUCUCGACGUCGUGAUCCAGUUGGUGGCCGGUUUACGCGUCCGUCAGGUGUGUUUUUUCAAGGCCGAUGAUGAUCGCUCUACUGGUCGUCGUCGUCAUCGUCGAAAAGUACCUAGCUCGGUUGGCAGGCUCGGUUCCAGACCGCGUUUGAAUUUAGAAGCAGGAAACCUCCUUCUACCGAACGGAUUCAGUGAAAAGCCAACAGUGCAUCAAAAUAAGUGAAAAUUUCGUGACAAAAGGCCAGAGCCCAAGUUAGCGGUAGGAAGAAGAGUGUAUUUCAGUAAGUGUAGAGCAAAGUGCGUGAAAAGGAGCGAAUUAAAUGGUUGUUAGUUGAAAAUUGAAGAAGAACCCCAAAUCGGAAGAGAACAAGUGCGAAAGAGUAGUGAAUGACAUCGAGUGACAGCCAAAGUCGUGUGUGGCAGAAGCAUAACGAGAAGACGGCGAAGCGAAAACGAGAAACUGUGUGUAAAUAGAGAAACAGGACGCGAAAUGCGACUACAACAGGUGCUGAAGAAGAACGAUGGUCGAUUCUGGUCCGCUGGUUGUCGCUGAGGAUGUCCAUCGUCAACGUCAGCGGGAAAUCAACGGCAACAAACACAGCGACCAGAGUCCGGACCUGCAACGGCAGGAUCAACUGGAAGUGCUAAAGAUGAAUAGCGCCGAACAUGUGGAAGAUGCAGGAACAUCGUCAUCGCCGGAAAUUGUAGAAGAACUGGAUGAUCUAGGGCUCGGCAGGAAAAAGAGUCAAGAAGAAGUGAUUGUGGUUUCUGAAGAAGACGAAGAAGAAGAGCUGUCCAAGAAUGGUGGUGGUGGAGAAACGACAAAUGGUCCAACCAGUCUCAUAAUGGGGGGAUCAUCUAAUACCGAAGAAGAAUCAAUUCUGAACAACUGCCGGGAAGAAAAUAGUGUAGAUGAAAAGCGGACAACACCAAGUGUUGAUGGCACGGUUGAUGACGAUCUGGAGGUGAUAGAGAUACCAUCGACACCUCCGCCACUGUCGUCAGAAGUGGCCACUGGGAACGAGGCUAGCAACAAAAUUGUAAAUAAUAACGAUAGCAUUGCUUUGAAGCACAAACUCACAGGUGCUGUGGAAGGUAAGACUGCCAACAAUAACGUCGUUCUGCAAAACUGUGUAGGUCGGACAACGCAAGAAUCUCCAAAAGAAGGUAACCAUAUCCCUUCCAAGCAUUCAUCUGAGAUGGGUGUUUCCGAGGAAAGCCGAAAGGUUGAACCCUUGAAGAUCAAUCUUCAUCGGGAGCCCAUCAGAACUAUAAUCAAACUGCCACCGGGCACUGGUUCCGGAUCAGACCAUCAACCCAGCUCUCCAAAGAUUACGAUCAAACCGUUGAAACCUCCGCCAAAUGUGGACGGAACCCAGGUCAACAGCAUUCCUAAGCUUACGAUCAAACCAGUGGUAAAUCCCGAUGAAGCCAGCAGCGAACAAAUGCAAAUCAUUCCCAAAUUGCACAUCAAAAAUUCUUCGCUGGAUAAUUCCGGUGGCGAUGGGCCCGAACCACACAUUGUGCCUAAGUUGACGAUACGUGCCGUAAACCACAGUAGCCCGACGAUAGCAGGAAGUUCCGGAUCUGCCAGUAACGAUACGUCAAGUUCUGCAACUCACAACUCCUCCAACUCGUCCGUGUCUAACUCGCCUCCCAUGGUUCCUAAGCUCACGAUUAAAAAAGACAACCAUCAUCACCACAGCAGUCACCACCAUCACCAUCAUCAUCAUUCACACCACAAUAACCGGUUGGUUAGCAAGGAGGAUGAUCCACCGGCCAUUCCAAAGCUACACAUAAAAGCAAUACCGGAACCAACGGCGUCCUCCACUCAGAGCUCAUCCGGAUCCGCCUCCGGACCAGUACUAACCAGCUCCGAAGGUGUCAAACUCACCAUUAAACCCAUUCCGGAACCUCCUCUACCGAAACUCACAAUCAAGACGAGUUCCCUGGAUUCCAACGAUGCCUCGGUGGUUUCAUCGACGAGUAGCAGUUUCUCGCCGAAGCUCUCAACCCCUCCGCCAGCAUCUCCGAGUGAUCAGCACUCCAACAUUACGUCGACUAUUCCGAAACUCACAAUCAAGCCUAUCCCUAAGCCACCACCGGUCAUUCCACGGGACCCAUCGGAAGUCCCGAUCCCGAAACUCACAAUCAAACCGAUGCCUCCGAAGCCACUCGCUUCCGAGGACAGCUGCUCAAGUGAAACCAGUAUUAAUUCACUAGAAUCCUCACCAAUCUCAUCAUCAUCGUCAUCGUCGGCUCCCAGUUCGGCCAUCAGCUCUCCUUCCGUAGUUCCCAAGCUGACCAUUAAAGUCCCAAAGGAAAACGAUAGCGUCGUGACGUCUCUACCGCAAAUCACCGGCGGGUCCACCACGACCACUACCACUAGCACACCCACGACCCAGACACCAACUAUCCCAGUCGUGAAGAAGCUGAACAUUAAGCCAAUGCCACCGCAACCGAAGGAAACGCCCAAGGAGGCUACACCACCUCCGGACGACGAUGUUGUGGACGUUACGGAAGACGAUAUUUACGAGCCAGUGACGAUCAACAUCGAUCUAGAAGAACCGGAACCAUGCAUAAUUCCAAAGUUCACCAUCAAAACAAUCUCAACGGAUUCCUCGGAAAACAGCUCAGCGCCAAAAGUGACACUUAAACAGGUACCGAGUCCCGAUCCGAAGACACCUUCUCCACCACCACCACACGACCCGUCCACCGCGAAUAGUGAACAACAGCAACCUCCGGAAGUGACGACUAGCAGUUCUGGCUGCGAUUCACCACGGAUCAUUCUGAAAAUCAACAAAGGUAGCUCUUGCACGACAACUAGCGCAGCACAAAGCAUACCGGCUGUCCCAGAGAAAGAGGAACCUUCUGCGAACAAAGUAGAAGAACCCGUCAAUGACCUGAAACGAUCGAUUCCCGAAAAAUCAUCGCCGGAUCCAACUUCCGACGUGCCAGAAGUGAAGAAAAUCAAACUAAACCAUCAGUCGGUCAUUGUGCCCAAUCAAGUGGCCACCAAGAUGCCGCCAACCGUCGAUAAUGACGUAAUUGUGAUAGACGACGAUAGCAAGUCGGACAUGGGAGAAGAACCGACUCCGGCUUCGGAAGACGUUCGAACGGAAAAAGCUCGGACACCUUCACCCUUAAUAGAAAAACCCAAACCGGAAGUGACUCCAACUACGAAAGUCGUUGAAACUCCAGGAAACGUCGUACCCCAAGAAGAUAGUAACAAACUGAAGGAGAUGUUAAUUAUGGCCAAACGGCAACGAGCCAAGACCCCAACUCCUCACAUGGAACCCCGUCCCAGGCGGACAGCGGCCAUGCACGCAAUUCCAGCUUCGGUGCUUUUGAGGAGAAAUCCCACUGUGCCGACACCACCGGUUGCAGUUCCGGUGAUACAAUCACUCCCGGAAGCUGUUGAACCCGUUUCCAACAAUAUUACCAGUGUCCUCCUGCUGGAAAACGACGGAGGGUCAAGUUCCGAUUGUAUGAUCAUCGACGACCCAUUGACGUUAGCGGAGAAGAACGGAACAUCGAGUAACAGCAACAGUAGUAGCUUCAGCAGUGUCACCCCCGUUCAAUCCGUUACUACUACUGUUCCGAUCACGAGCGAUUCUCCAACAACGGUUCCCCCAACGAAGGUUCGCAUGAGCACCCGAAGCGGAACUUCUGGAACCGUCCCAUCGCCGAAGGACACAACUGUGAUUAGCCAGAAACCUCCAGAUAAAGAUUCGGGUUUGGAUGAAGGCAAGCCAGACCUGGAUGAUGCCCCGCCACCUGCCAAACGACCACGUGGACGUCCCAAGAGGACUGCCCUCGCCAGCACGAAAGAGACCGAUGAAAUCGUAGUCGACGAAGAAACGCAGGAAACCGACAGCAGCAAGCUGACAUUGACCCUCAGUUUGGAAGCGAACGGCAACACCAGCUCGUCGGAGCUUCCGCCGAUGCAGCCGCUGUCGUUGUUUUCCAAAGAGAACCCCUGUCGGGUUUCGCCGCGGGUGCUUCUGAAACCGUUGACCCCGUCCCGGCUGGAUCCGAAACCGCCGGCUUCGCCGUUGGUGGUCAACACCACGACCAUGGCGUCGACCGACUCUAUCGAUGUGGAAGAAUCGACCUGUUCGUCGUCGAAGGAUCCCCUGAACGGGGUGGAAUUGUCCCGCAAGGAAGAUUCCACCAGCCCGGAGGUUCCGGAAGUCGCCAAAGAGCCGGAACCAGUUACACCCAGGCCCCGUGGAAGAGGUCGUGGUCGAGGACGCGGACGAGGUCGAUUUGCUGCAGUAACCCAAAGCGCCCGCGCAGUUCUGAUCCAGGAUGAUACCAAUGAAACGGAAACGCCGCUGUCUUUACGAUCCGCCUUUGCUGAUGUGGUGGGAUCAGCUCCUCCCAUCCGCCGGGGCCGUGGUAGUAGAGGCGGUCCGGGCAGUAGAGGUGGCCGUGGCAGCCGAGGAGGCCGUGGUGGUCCCGGAAGCCGAGGCGGUCCCGGAAGUCGUGGUGGUCCUGGUAGUCGUGGUGGUCCAGGCAGUAGAGGAGGGCGUGGCAGUAGGGGAGGUCGUGGAGGUAGUCGCGGCCUUGGCCGAGGACGUGGUCGUGGUCGCGGUCGAGGAAGCCGCGGUGGUCGCGGUGCACGAUCCAAUUCCGGCAGUCCCAUGAAGUACGGUUCGCCGGAAUUUAGCGCAUUCAUGACACCGGACGGAAUGGAAAUCCAUCGACGGAAACUGCAACUGUCAACACCUGGUAGUCACAACUCCUCCGGGCUUCAGCUGUUCGAGGAGGACACCCGCAUGAGCGCAGACUUUACCUUCACUACACCGAUGCGAUUGAUCAGCACCGGCCCGAUGGGACCGUACGGUAUCAACGAGGAAUCGCAAAGUUCGUAUCUCAGCAGUGCCAGCGCAACGCAGGAUGGGGCAUCGACGACGGUUCACGGAAGCACCCGGAAACCGAAAGCCAAAAUGGAAGUAGUCGACGUCAAUGGACAAAUGGAGUUCUCCGUUGAGUUCAUAGCCGAGUACGAGUGGCCUCCACCAACGGCAGCCAAUGCCCGAGGGCCUAGCGACUCGUACAUGAUCCAGGAGCAAAUCGCCGAGUAUCUCGGAGUGAAAAGCUUCAAGCGGAAAUAUCCGGAUUUGAUGCGACGACCGGUCGAUAUGGAGGAAAGGAACUACAUCAUGGAGCGGGGUCUCGCAUCGGAAAAAAUGUGUGACCUCGGGCUGACCGCGGUCUAUGCUUCGGAAAUCCUGGACAUCAUGUGCAAUGACUAUCCGGAGAAGUACGAAGAGUACAAGCGGUACCAGAGGGAGAAGCACUACCGGGAUCGACAAAAGUACCUACAAAAAGCAGCGGCGGCAGUGGCCAUCGCCAUGGAAGACGUCGACAAGAGCCAGUUGCUGAAACGGAAAGCCAUGCAGUCAGCCGCCAGCUGGAAUGUUAGCAUGAAUAAAGAACGAAAGGAAACCCGCCAAUCGUGUAUGGAUCUUCAAACGUACGUGGUGCAGGUACCACGGGAACAACGGUUACAAACGGAGCCUGCCGGUCCGGAGAAGCACUAUCCCGUUGCGUUGGUGCCAGGCCAAUUCUCCGAACCUUAUCGUACCUACACACCGGAAGAGCUAGCAUGCUAUCCCAUCAACACCGCACUAUUAAAUCCAUACCAACUUCGGGAAAUCCUGCGUUCGGAUAGUUACCGCAAGCUGCUGGCGGAAGUCGCUUCGGAAAGCGAAAGUAGUAGCAGUGAUGACAGUAGUAGCGAUGACGAGGACGAUUCGAGCAGUGACCACAGCGACGGAAGCGAAUCCGGCUCGGAUUCGGACUCCGCUAGCUGCUCGACUGAUUCUGAUGACUCCGACGUACCGCUAAUAAGGACACCGAGCAAGAAACCACCCACGACCAGCCCAGGAGCCAGUCCUAGCAAUAGUAGGUUUAGGCCACCUCCGCCAAAAACCAGUUUGCCACCACCACCACCCGCUUCGAUCUCUUCCAUCAAGUCCGAAGAAUCCAACAAACCUAAAGUGAACCCGUAUCUAUGUUCGGUUUGUCAGGGACCGCAAAACCGAAACCAACAGCACAAACCGGAACGUUUCAUUCGCUGUUCGAUCUGCAGGCGAAGAGCUCAUCCGUCCUGCAUUGACAUGUCGGCGAAAAUGUUCAAACGCGCCUCGGAAUACCCGUGGCAAUGUUUCGAGUGUAAAUCCUGCCAAAAGUGCCACCGCCGACAGAAUGUCUCCGUUGCUGCAACGGUGGACAACCCUGCCGUUGCUAGCACUGCUACAACGACUACGACGACGAUUACCACGACGACCGCUGCCAACCGGAAGAUGGUAUUCUGUGAUCAGUGCGACCGGGGAUUCCACCUGACCUGCAUUGCGUUGCGAAAUGUUCCCGAUGGCCGGUUCCACUGUACCGUAUGUUCGAUAUGCAACCGCUGCGGAGCACGCAGUCCCGAGGGUCAUCCGAACCCGUACCUAACGCCGCAGCAGCGGGAAAAUCUGGCCAUGGUUGCCAACUGGACCCACGAAUAUGCCACCAACGAGCUCACCCGGAUACGGGAGCACGUCCUAACGCUGUGUGUACCCUGCGUCCGGCAGCGAAAGUUCCAGGAGGAUGAACGGCAGCAGCGGUUACAACAGACGACGACGACGACAACCACGUCAACGACGGACGCCGACAAGGCUGCAGACAGGACGUCAGGCGAGAACAACAGCAGCAGCAGUACUAGUAGUGGUGACAACAAGAACAUCCACAUAAGAAGCAGUAACAGUGGUAGUAGUUCUAGUAAUAGUAGUAAUAGUAAAAGUAGUGUUAAAAAUAGUGGCUCUGGUUCGUCGAAAAGCGGCACGAGGGAACCGACGGCGGCGAAAAAUACCGGUGCACCCCCUCCGAAGCCACCGGCAUCGUCGAAGUCCGCCGUUGCUUCGGUGAAAGGAUGAAAGGGCGGCAGCAGCGCGCGUCUGCAAUUAGGUAAGGAUCAAUAAUUAAAGACUUUCUGUUUUUAAGUUCGGCUUGUGUGUGUUCCCAUUUGCUGCGGUGCACACACAGUGGUCGUUUCGUCGUAGAGUUCAAAAAUCGAAUUAAUUUGUACAAAAAUCAAAGUUUACGUUAAGAGACAGAGAGAGAGAGAGUACAUUGUGGUAAGAGGACAACAGGUUUUGUUACGUCGUUUGUCUAGGUUUAUCCUCUUUAGGUAAAAUAGUGUUUCGGACAUUUAGUUUUGGCGUAUUACUUCCGGUGGUGUGUCCUUCCAAUGGAGAGUGCUUGCAACUCUAGAGGGCGUAUCCGUUUCGUCUAGUUCCGUUUUCAGGAACUGAGUUGUGUGUAAAAUGUUUGGUAGAAAAUUGUUUGACCAUGAUAUAUUGAUGUUUCAGUUGAUUUGAGACCUUAAAUUCAGCAAUACAGCAUGUACCGUUGCGUUGCGUUCGAUUUGUGUAAGAUGCCAUCAUUUUUAGAAAGACGUUUUUAUGAAAUGUCUUACCGUCAUGACUUUCGAAGUGUUUAAGUUAUCAUUAACGUUGCAAAAAAGUGAGUCAAAAAUAUAUUUAAAUGUGCGAGUUGUGAAAAUGUUGAGUGAUUUUUGGUUCGGUACACCCGAAUUGGAUGGCAUUCGAAAAAAAAUAUUUUAAAACGUAAUUUGCAUUGUCCAUUUCAUUUAUUUUUCAUAUGCAUGACGCAAAUUCGCAAUUUUAGUAGCUGU